This is a messenger RNA of Nezara viridula (southern green stink bug), 1223 nucleotides long. The record is from the annotation of a GenBank genome assembly. Lineage: Eukaryota; Metazoa; Arthropoda; Insecta; Hemiptera; Pentatomidae.
AUAGAAAAGACAAUGAGUCGCUCUUCUAUUUUAAAAUAAGAGAUCUUUACUGACUUAACGGAUUCGGAAUAGUUUUACAAAUACCCAUGGGAUUGAAAAUGGGACCAAAACUUUUAAAGUUUUUUAAGAGUGCCUAAAACUAGAGGAUUUACCCUACUUCUAUGAAAUUAUUAUAUAUAAUGUUGAGUAAGCAAUCUGAAAACUAAAUUUUAUUUCAGGUAUUAUCUAUGACAUCAAUGUGGAUGUACUUUUGUGCUUCCCAAGUAGGUUCAGUUUAUGUUCUUUGGCCUGACUGUAUAUAGUUCCUUUUGUAAGGCCUAUCACGUGUGGAACAGAAGUUUUCAAACAUCAGUAUUGUUUAAUUUGACAACAGGUUUCUUAAAAGUUUGGCAAUAUGCCGCAGAACGAGUAUAUUGAGCGUCACCGUAAGCUGUAUGGUAGGAGAUUAGAUUACUAUGAAAGGAAGAGGAAAAGAGAAGCUAGAGAGCCUCAUAAACGUGCUGAAAAGGCCAGGAAAUUAAGGGGAUUGAAGGCUAAAAUAUUUAAUAAAGAGAGACGCAAUGAGAAAAUACAGAUGAAGAAAAAGAUUAAAGCCCAUGAAGAGAAGCAGGUUAAACAGAAGCAUGAAAAAGUUAAGGAAGGUGCACUACCUGUAUAUCUUCUUGAUAGGGAUGUUCAGUCACAGGCUAAGGUAAUAUCGAAUAUGAUUAAACAGAAGAGGAAAGAAAAAGCUGGGAAAUGGGAUGUUCCAAUUCCUAAAGUUAGGGCGCAAGGAGAUUCUGAAGUAUUCAAAGUCAUUAAGUCUGGCAAAACGAAAAGAAAAGCUUGGAAAAGAAUGGUUACAAAAGUAUGUUUUGUUGGUGAAGGGUUUACUAGGAAACCCCCAAAAUUUGAAAGGUUUAUAAGACCUAUGGGUCUCAGAUUCAAUAAGGCUCAUGUUACACACCCUGAACUGAAAGCAACAUUCCAGCUACCAAUAAUUGGAGUCAAGAAGAAUCCAAGUUCUGCCAUGUAUACCUCUCUCGGUGUCAUAACCAAGGGUACUGUCAUUGAAGUUAAUGUUAGUGAAUUAGGACUUGUAACACAAGGUGGCAAAGUUGUUUGGGGUAAAUAUGCCCAAGUCACAAAUAAUCCUGAGAAUGAUGGAUGUAUAAAUGCUGUUCUCCUUGUUUAAUAAAUGUGCACCUAUAUAAAGUUGUUAAAUAAAGAGUAUUUAUUAUUUU